Molecule: messenger RNA, 1125 nt
Organism: Sclerotinia borealis F-4128
Lineage: Eukaryota; Fungi; Ascomycota; Leotiomycetes; Helotiales; Sclerotiniaceae
Source: the annotation of a GenBank genome assembly
AUGAAGAACUUCGGAUCCAUCUUGGCAUUCAUUGCCAUUUCUGCCACACUCGUCUCUACUCGUGCUCUAUCAGGAAGCGAGAGUGGUCUCAUUGCUAGAGCACCAGUUCCAAAUGUAUUGGAGUUCUAUUCUCGAUCACCAAAAAAUAAGCAAAACAAGGACGCCGCUUCUGGUGCUGAUACUGCUGCAAAUGCAACACAAGCUGAUGCCGCUACAAACAAAAAGAAGGCAAAGGGUACUGGAGCUGUCGGUGCCAACGCCGCUGCUGCGACUGGGACCGGUAAGAAGGGCAAGGGCGACAAGGGAGGCGAAAAAGGCACCGGAGGAGACGCCGCUGCAUCUACCGGAACAGCCUCAACUGGAGCGAAAGGCAAUGGUGAUGCUUCGGCCCAAGCGGGCACCGCAGAUAAAUCUCCUGCCGCUCAAAUCGAAGCCGAGCUGAGCUCGCUCGGUCUCCGAGAUCUCCCUAUUCUCGAUUCAAGAAAGAAACAUAAGAACGGCACUGCUGCUGCAACUGGUGAUGCUGCUGCAGCUGGUGAUGCAGCUGGUGAUGCUGCUGCAGCUGCUGGUGGUGCUGCUGCAACUGGUGAUGCUGAUGCUGCUACGGCUGAGAAGGCGGGAAAGAAGGGAAAGCAUGAUAAGGGAGCUGAUAAGGCUGCUGGAGCUGCGACUAGUGUGGCUACUGCUGAUGCUGCUGAUGCUGCUGCAGCUGGUGACGCUGCUGAUGCUAAUAAGGCUGCUCCGGCUGAGAAGGCGGGAAAGAAGGGAAAGAAUGAUAAGGGAGCUGAUAAGGCUGCUGGAGCUGCGACUAGUGUGGCUACUGCUGAUGCUGCUGAUGCUGCUGCAGCUGGUGACGCUGCUGCAACUGGUGAUGCUGCUGAUGCUAAUAAGGCUGCUCCGGCUGAGAAGGCGGGAAAGAAGGGAAAGAAUGAUAAGGGAGCUGAUAAGGCUGCUGGAGCUGCGACUAGUGUGGCUACUGCUGAUGCUGCUGAUGCUGCUGAUGCUAAUAAGGCUGCUCCGGCUGAGAAGGCGGGAAAGAAGGGAAAGAAUGAUAAGGGAGCUGAUAAGGCUACUGCAGCUGCGACUAGUGCGGCUACUGCUGCUGCUGCCGCUGCGACUGUUUGA